AUACACUCGGACCAAUCAAAUCGAAAGAGUGUAUGCCACUGUUUUUAGUGAGGGGGAGGGUGUGUAAUAUUCAAGUAACUUACGUUGGCUUUUCUCCCAGAUAGAAUUUGGUCUGGGAAUUUCAAUUUUAAAUCUGAGGGGUAGUUUGGAGCUCACUUCAAGAAAACAGCCUGUAAAGUGUUAGCUUCUCAACUUCUUUAACAACAGCAGGUACACGCACACGGGUACCAUGACGACAGAGGUGGGAUCUGAGACGGAGGUGAAGAAGGAGCCGGAAAAGGCAGAAUCGCAGCAGGAACAGCCAGCGGCAACCGCGUCGAAGGAAGAACCCGCCAACGAGGCCAAGCCCGAGGCUGAACCAGCCGCCUCCGAACCCCCCACAGCAGCAGCAGAACCAGCAGCCGCCGCCACAGCAGCAGCAACAGCCUCCGACACCCCAGCCGCCGAGGAGCAGCAGCAGACCUCCGAGAGCGAGCAGGCCAAGGCUGAGGAGCCCAAGGCGGAGGACAAGAAGGACAAGAAGGAGAAGGAGGGCAAGGAGGGCAAGGGCAUCUCCCGGUUCCUCCCUCCAUGGCUUAAGAGGUCCAAGUCCCAAAGCCAGGUGGGACCCAAAGAGAGCGCGCCCAAGGAGGGGAGCGUGGAGGCUGUGAAAGAGGAGGAGGAGGAGAAGAAGGAGGAGGAGGAGGAGGGCAAGGCAGCAGAGGAAGACAAGGUCGACGGGGAGCAACAGGCUCAGGCCGCAACAGCGGAUCAGUCCCAGGAGCUGAAGGAGGCAACCGCAGAGGAGGUGCCGUCCGCUCAGGAGCCCAAAGCAGACGACAAGGAGGAGGAGAAGCACUCUAUAGGCAGCGCCGACACACAGCCCGCCAAGGAGGAGAAAGGUGAGGACUCCCAGGAGAAGGACGCUGAGGAGACGAAGGCUGAGAACGGAGUAGAGGAGGAGGCCAGCGAGGAGGCCAAGAAGGAGGACGAGGCCACGGACAAGGCCGACACUAGUAUCCUGUCCCCACUGCGACUCACCAAGAAGAUCAAGAUGGUCCUGUGUCAGGUCACCAUGCUGGACGGCAGCCAGUUCACCUGCGAGGCGGAGAAACGGGCAAAGGGCCAGUACCUGUUCUUCAAAGUCUGUGAGCAGCUCAACCUGCUGGAGAAGGACUACUUCGGCCUGUGCUUCAAAGACAACGCAGACCAGAAGUGCUGGCUGGACCCUCUGAAGGAGAUCAAACGGCAGAUCAGAAAUGGUCCAUGGAACUUUUCAUUCAACGUCAAGUUCUACCCUCCAGACCCCUCUCAGCUAACGGAGGACAUCACCAGGUACCUGCUGUGUCUGCAGCUGCGACAGGACAUUGCGUCGGGCCGGCUGCCGUGCUCGUUUGUGACGCACGCGCUGCUGGGCUCUUACACACUGCAGGCCGAGCUGGGCGACCACGACCCCGACGAGCACCGCACCGACUACACCAGCGACUUCCAGUUCGCCCCCAACCAGACCCGUGAGAUGGAGGAGAAGGUGGUGGAGCUGCACAAGUCCCACAGAGGGAUGACUCCGGCUCAAGCAGACAGUCAGUUCCUUGAAAACGCCAAGAAGCUGUCCAUGUUCGGCGUGGAUCUGCACCAUGCUAAGGACUCUGAGGGGGUGGACAUCAUGUUGGGGGUGUGUGCCAAUGGCCUGCUCAUCUACAAAGACCGACUGCGGAUAAACCGCUUCGCCUGGCCAAAGAUCCUCAAGAUCUCCUACAAGCGCAGCAACUUCUACAUCAAAAUCCGGCCGGGAGAGACGGAGCAGUUUGAGAGCACCGUCGGCUUCAAGCUGCCCAAUCACCGCGCCGCCAAGAAGUUAUGGAAGGUCUGCGUGGAGCACCACACCUUCUUCAGGUUGAUGACCCCUGAGCAGCCCACCAAGGCCAAGUUCCUCACGCUGGGCUCCAAGUUCCGCUACAGCGGACGCACCCAGGCCCAGACGAGACAGGCCAGCUCGCUCAUCGACCGGCCCGCGCCUUACUUCCAACGUACCUCCAGCAAGCGCAUCUCCCGGAGCUUGGACGGAGCUCCGGUGAUCAGUGUGACCAGUGAUGGCUCGAGCCCUCUUGGUGAGAAGGAGAACGGGCGAGACCCCGCCCUGGAGCUCUCCUCCGACUCCAAGGAUGAAGAUGAGAUGCCCGGCGAUGGAGCUGCCGCCGCAACCACGGCCGCCACUUUCGACUCCGCCGAGGAGGAUGCAGAAGAAUCGGAGGCCAUCUUGAGAAAGAGCAAGUUGAGAGUGCAGGGCGAAAAUAUAUAUGUCAGACAUAGCAAUUUAAUGUUGGAGGACCUGGAUAAGACCCAGGACGAUGUUUUGAAACAUCAGGCUAGCAUUAGCGAGUUAAAGCGCAGCUUUAUGGAAGCCACCCCCGAGCCGCGCCCCAGUCAGUGGGACAAGCGGCUCACCGCCAGUCCCGUCACCAGCCUGCGUCUGCAGGCCCAAGGGAGCUUAGAAGAGGAGCUUACCUCCCUUUUUAUGAGUAAGGCCAGCUUUUCCCUAGGCCUGGUGUCUUCUUGCACUACCACAGCCGGAGCAGCAGAGGGCACUCUAGUCGCUGUGCCCGUGGGCCAGCGCUCUGCCGAGAAAUCUCCGCCCCGAAUGGAGACCUUCCUUCCGGAGAGCAAAGACGUCGCCAAGAGCGCAGACAACAAACAGAAAUCUGAGGCUGUCGCCGUGGCGACCACUGCCACGCAGCCUGUGGUUGAGAUAGAGGAGACUGUAAUCGUCGAGGAGGUCAGGAAAACCCCCAAACCAGCGACGUCCGCAAUCCCGGAGGUGCACGCCGCACCUACCACGGAGCCACAGGCAGCAGCGGUGGCCGCCAGGGAGGCCAGCGCCUCCUCGGACAGCGAGAGCGAAGAGGAGGCCGAGUACCACCCGCAGAUCACCAGUGUCUCCGUGGAACAGAUCAAGGAGGAGCCAGAGGAAGAGGAGCAGGAAGAAGCCGAGCUCAACAAGCAGCAGCACCAACCAGAGCCCUCGCCUCUGCCACAGCCAAUUGCUGAAACCGAACCCGAACCGGAGCCCGCCCCCGCUCCCUCUCAGCCAGUUAUUGAAGAUGGCACCCCUGACACCAAAGAAGACGCCCAGCCCCCCGUGGAAGUGGUGGAGGAUGAUGGGAUAGUGGAAGAGGAGAUGAUGGUGACCCCGGAGGAGGCUCCUAACGGCUACUCGGCGGCCGAGGGACAGGGUCUGGGUUCUCUGGAGGAGGAAGACCAGGAGCCGCGUGUGAACGGAGACGCGUUGCACGUGGACACCGAUCACCUCCCGCAGGUUAUUUGUUGCUCUGAGCCCCCAGUGGUGAAGACAGAAAUGGUGACCAUCUCGGACACGUUUGCGGCCCAGAAGACGGAGAUCGCCACCAAGGAGGUGCCCAUUGUCCACACAGAGACCAAGACCAUCACAUACGAGGCAGCGCAGUUGGACGGUAGUGGCGAUGGCGAGCCCGGUGUUCUGAUGACAGCCCAGACCAUCACCUCGGAGUCUUUGUGCACAACCACCACCACUCACAUCACCAAGACACUAAAAGGAGGGCUGUCGGAGACCCGGAUUGAGAAACGUAUCGUCAUCACGGGCGACUCGGACAUCGACCACGACCAGGCCCUGGCGCAGGCUAUAAAGGAAGCCAAAGAGCAGCACCCCGACAUGUCAGUGACGCGGGUGGUGGUCCACAAAGAGACAGAGCUAGCCGAGGACGAGGACUGAGAGCAACAGAGUUGAAGGAUUCCAACCACCCCCCCAUCCCAUCCCACCCCCCAGCAGUAAGAUGGUUCUGGAGUAGGAUGGAGAGCGACUCCGUGGACACUGCGGGGACCGAUAGGACGAUGCUGCCCUGUCUGUCACACCUUCAUCUGUCGAUUUCUAUUUUUAAUCAUUCUGAAAAACGAGAACCACUUAGCUAACAUUUGUAGCGUGUUUUUUUUCCCUAGUGCAACCCCCCCACCCCACCCUCAUUCCACCAACCCCCCCCCCACACACACACACACACACACACACCCAACCCCCCCACCCUUCCUCCUUUUUAUUUUCAAAACAGCCUACCAUUGUAUAAGCCAGAUAGGAUUUCAGUAACUGGUUAUUUUUUAUUGUCGUAGUAUUCACCACAUUCCUAGUGUGUACAGUGUGGGGGAUUAUGUAUUGAAGGGGAAGAAACAAACAAAACAAGAAAAUCUUUUAAAAAUCACAAAAAAAACAGCAUUUUUACAAUCCAUCGCUGGAUUCACAAUGUCAGACAUUUUUGUUUUUUUGAGUGAUUGGGCUGAGAAGCUAGCUUUGAACUUGGUUUGGUACAGUAUGGUAUUAUUUUUUGUUGGGCCAAGCAAUUUUUGUAUCAUUUUUUGGGAGGAUGAAUGGGAGGGAGGGUGGAGUGGGUUAGGAAGUGGCCGAGGGACAUAAGAAACAUAACUUCCUGAACAUUUCAUUCAUUUGGUGUGUUUCCAAGGGACCAGCUAAAAGGACGGAGCACUGUGUCAUUUUGUACGUUUGCACUACAGUGCCAACAACAUUCUCUUUCUAUGCAGUUGAGGGGGAAAAAACACUUAAAAAACAUUCCACAUCAGGGAGGUGCUUCCACAACUACCUCCCUCUGAAAAACAAAACAAUAACAACAAUUAAUUGUUUUAAAAAUAUAUGAUGGGAAAAAAUCAUAAAACAAAACUAGGCAGCUUGGAAACUUUUUUGCUUUUUCUGUAACUUUCUGGCUUCUUUAAUCAGAUAUAUAUUUGUAGAAAUCUUUUUUUUUAUUUUUUUUUUUUUAAAUCUUUUAAACUGUCUUUAUCUUUAAAACCAAUUUAGAUGUCAUUGAGGUGGGUUUGUGUGCCCUUUUAAAUAUUUUUAAUAUAUUUCCUUGGGGAACUUUUUUGACAAAAUGAAUCAGCGACACAAAAAUGAAUUACCAGUUUCAAUCUUGUACAUGUAUACCAGAGCUAGCUUCCCCUCUCUGCUUGCGCGCUCUCUGCUAUCUGAAAUCACAGAAGAAGAAAAAAACAAACCUUCGAUGGCACAACUGGCUCUUUGGACCCUGUGUAAAUCAGAUGACAGUUGGUUUUAGCAGCUUGAAAGAAAACAUUUGUGUUUUGUGUUUUUACCCUUCUUCCACAAACCCAUGCCCUCAAAUUCAGUGUAACACUGUUCAAAAUAAAAGUUUGUUUAUUCUCUAA
Alosa sapidissima (American shad) is the source of this 5178-nucleotide messenger RNA. RefSeq names its product erythrocyte membrane protein band 4.1 like 2 (gene epb41l2). The coding region runs from base 230 to 3724 and encodes 1164 amino acids. The transcript has 24 exons. NCBI's taxonomy places the organism in Eukaryota, Metazoa, Chordata, Actinopteri, Clupeiformes, Clupeidae. Gene Ontology annotation, biological process: cortical actin cytoskeleton organization. Gene Ontology annotation, molecular function: structural molecule activity; actin binding. Gene Ontology annotation, cellular component: plasma membrane; cytoskeleton. The record is from RefSeq and is a predicted model, not a curated record.